AUGGCCAAGUUCGACCGCUCGAAGCCGCACGUGAACGUGGGCACGAUCGGCCACGUGGACCACGGCAAGACGACGCUCACGGCCGCCAUCACGAAGGUCCUGUCGGAGACGGGCGGCGCCGAGUUCACGAGCUACGCGGACAUUGACAAGGCGCCCGAGGAGCGCGCGCGCGGGAUCACGAUCUCGACGGCGCACGUCGAGUACGAGACGGAGACGCGCCACUACGCGCACGUCGACUGUCCCGGGCACGCGGACUACGUCAAGAACAUGAUCACGGGCGCCGCGCAGAUGGACGGCGGCAUCCUCGUGGUCUCGGCCGGCGACGGGCCCAUGCCGCAGACGCGCGAGCACAUUCUGCUGGCGCGUCAAGUGGGCGUCCCGGCGCUCGUUGUGUUUAUGAACAAGGUGGACCAAGUGGACGACGAAGAGCUCUUGGAGCUCGUGGAGAUGGAGAUCCGCGAGCUCUUGGAGGCCUACGACUUCCCCGCCGACGACAUUCCAGUGGUCCAGGGGUCGGCGCUCGCGGCCGUCGAAGGACGCGACCACGCGAUCGGCCGCGACGCCGUCCGCAAGCUCAUGGACCAAGUCGACGCGUACAUUCCGGACCCCGUGCGCGACUUUGAAAAGCCGUUCCUCAUGCCCGUGGAAGACGUGUUUUCCAUCUCGGGGCGGGGUACGGUCGUCUCGGGGCGCGUCGAGCAGGGCGUGAUCAACACUGGCGACGAGGUCGAGCUCGUGGGCCUCAAGCCCAGCUUCAAGACCACGUGCACGGGCGUCGAGAUGUUUAAAAAGUCGCUGGACCGGGGCCAGGCAGGCGACAAUGUCGGGCUGCUGCUGCGUGGACUCAAGCGAGACGAAGUGCUGCGCGGCCAAGUGCUGUGCAAGCCUGGCACCAUUGACCCGCACACGAAGUUUGAGGCCGAAGUGUACGUGCUCAAGAAGGAGGAAGGCGGCCGCCACACGCCGUUCUUCAGCAACUACCGACCGCAGUUUUUCUUCCGCACGGCCGACGUGACAGGCAACAUUUUGCUCAAGGCUGGCACGGAGAUGGUCAUGCCAGGGGACAACACGGCCAUCGACAUUGAGCUCAUUUCGCCCAUUGCUCUGGACGCCGGCAUGAAGUUUAGUAUCCGCGAGGGCGGCCGCACGAUCGGCGCUGGUGUCAUCUCCAAGGUCCAGUCGUAA
Messenger RNA from Hyaloperonospora brassicae, 1185 nucleotides. NCBI's taxonomy places the organism in Eukaryota, Oomycota, Peronosporomycetes, Peronosporales, Peronosporaceae. The record is from the annotation of a GenBank genome assembly.